AUGGAUGCGAACACCAUCAUGACGUUAAUGACUAUGAAGACGACGAUCAGUGUGUUGGACAUCUACGCCUAUGGCGCUUGGGGCAUCCUUGCCUCUGUUGUUGUGUUCCUUGUUAUGUUAUUGUUUUGGCAACGUAACAGAUUUUUCUUCGCUCCAUCUCCGUCUCAAUCUCCGUCCUCUUCCUCUCUCGUCCCCACCGAUUCUAUUAUUUCAAAAUCCAGAACCUCAAAUUUUGUGACAGAUGCUGAUUUGAAAUUUUUAAUGGAGAUUUUGGAUGAGAAGCUCAAUGAGAGUGAUAAAUGGGAGGAAGUCCUAGAUAAAAGGAACCAUCAUCUAUGCUACCAUGUGAAAUGCUGCAAGCCUAAGAAUGGCCCCCUGAAAUAUUUGAGCAAGACUGUUUUCAAUGAUGUUUCAUCUGAGAUGCUAAGAAACUUCUACAUGGACAAUGAUUACAGAAAGCAGUGGGAUAAAACACUGGUUGAGCAUAAUCAACUGCAGGUAGACGAAUCUAAUGGUAUUGAAGUUGGUCAUACAAUUAAAAAGUUCCCUCUUUUGAAGCCUAGAGAAUAUGUACUAGCUUGGAAGCUGUGGGAGGGGACUGAUAAAACGUUUUACUGUUUUAUGAAGGAAUGUGAGCAUCCUUUGGCACCACGGCAGAGAAAAUACGUACGAGUUGAGUUUUUUAGAUCUGGCUGGCAAAUAAGAGAAGGUAGUGUCUUGAUUUAUUCCAAGAAUUUUUCAUUAAGCAACGAAUUUAUUUUUUGUGUCCCGGGAGGUGGGGGUUCUGCUUGGAAGUGGGAACUUAACUGUUCUUUUCUUUAA
Messenger RNA from Sphenostylis stenocarpa, 822 nucleotides. The record is from the annotation of a GenBank genome assembly. Lineage: Eukaryota; Viridiplantae; Streptophyta; Magnoliopsida; Fabales; Fabaceae.